Nematocida minor is the source of this 1503-nucleotide messenger RNA. RefSeq lists its product as uncharacterized. NCBI's taxonomy places the organism in Eukaryota, Fungi, Microsporidia. The record is from RefSeq and is a predicted model, not a curated record. The transcript has a single exon. The coding region runs from base 1 to 1503 and encodes 500 amino acids.
AUGAAAAAAAUGAACACGCUAAGUAAGAUCAUAGUUGUAUUAGCGCUAUUUGUCUUUGCCAUAGGCAGAGUUAGCAGUGCUGAUGUUCCUCCUGCACCCCCUGCAGAUGAAAACUCCAAAGAUGCAAAUCGAGACUCAGCCCAUGGCUCAGAUGAAGAAGCUUCCUCUGAACAAUCACCACUUAACUUAAACAAUGAUUUAGAAAACAGAGCAAGAAAUAGACAGGCUCUUAGGGAUCAAGCUGCUGCCUUGGAAGCAUCUGUUACAACGUCUUUAUUUGAUCAAGCAGAAGCUGCAUAUCAAAACGCUUUAAUCAAAGCAACUCAAGAAAGAGAAAAAAGAACCAGAGAAACCACAGAAACUGAACCAACCAGUAGCUUCGUAUUUAACAAGGAAGAAAACUCUUCAGAGAAAGAAAAUCCUAUAGACACUCCAGUCAAUAAAGAAGCUGAAGAUGCUGCAAAAGAAAUACCAACAGCCAAUAACGAUGAUGCAAAAGAAAUACCAACAUCCAAUAACGAUGAUGCAAAAGAUGACAAGAACACUAACACCUACACAAGCUUUAUGCGAAAGAAUGGAACCAUCUUCAUUUUCUUCUGCUUUGGCCUCUACAUCGUAAUACUCUUCAGUGUGCUGUACAUGAACAACAUGGAGUACCAAAAGUACAACACAAUGCUGCACGAGUUUAUCAGAAACCACCCGUCUUUUAAAAAAAUAUUCACCAUCAGCAAAACACUGUUCUUCAGUGUCCUAGCUGCAGUAUACACUUUCUAUGUUAUAUUAAUUCGGCCAAGUACCCGUUUGCAGGAGAUUGUUUGCUUUUCUCUUGUUCCUCUAGUUGGGCUGCUAAUAUUCGCGUCUACAUUCUCAUACAGAAUGAACCAAGCAGGAGUGCCUCUCUUUAUGCAGAUAGCACUGAUUGUAGUGCAGAUCAUUGUUGUCUUUGUGAUGGGUCUCCUUGGAAGCGGUCUGUUCAACUACAAAAAAGCAGCAGAUAUGUUUAAAAAGAACCCAAUUGUUGCCACGAUAAUAUCGGUUACUAGCAUUUCUUUCAUAUACACGCUCCUCAGGAUUCUUCUUCCUGCGCAGUACGAGUUCUGUGCUGACCUGAUAUACUUCUCUGGAAUAUAUGCAUUUGUCUACGGCGUGAUGGUUGGAAUGCAAAUUCUGAUGAAACUAAUUAAAUGGAUGAGACAAAAACACGUGUCAGAAGAGUCAGCAGAGAAGCACAAGGGAAGAGAGCCAAACUUUGAAAACAAUCCAGUCUUCUACGCAAUUAUAUCUUUUGCAUUCGGAAUUGUGUCUCUUCUUGUGUUUACUCUGGUGCUGUACUUUGAAAAAGAAUGGCUGCACAAGGCUCAGGUUUCUGCCAUACUAUGGGGAAUUGCCAAGCUCAAAAGUGUGUCGAGUCUCCUUGGCAUAUCUUCAAUCAUAGAAGUUGUAAAAACCAAAGUAUCCAAUCUAGUGGAAGUUUCAAACGUUCUGUCAGCUCCUAUAAACUAA